Molecule: messenger RNA, 9002 nt
Organism: Gopherus evgoodei (Goodes thornscrub tortoise)
Lineage: Eukaryota; Metazoa; Chordata; Testudines; Testudinidae
Gene: TBC1D25
Product: TBC1 domain family member 25
Exons: 6
Coding region: 331-2442 (703 amino acids)
Biological process (GO): regulation of autophagosome maturation; activation of GTPase activity
Cellular component (GO): autophagosome
Molecular function (GO): GTPase activator activity
Source: RefSeq, a predicted model, not a curated record
GGGAUCUCAGCCCCCCCCCCCCCCUGCUCUAACCACCAGCGCCUGCUCCCCUCCCAGAACCGGGGAGAGACCCCAGGAGUCUUGCUUGUUCUUGUGCCCUCUACGCCACACCCUUAUUGCCCCCGACAAACCCUCCUUGCCUUCACUGACUGUGUCAGAGCGAGAACAGAACAGGGGACGCGACCCAGUGUCCCUUUCCCCUCCUGCGUUAGCGGAUGCCUGCAUCUCGUCCUCCGGCCUCCCCCCCGGGUGGCUGCGUGGAGGCCAGGAGAUCUGGGGCGAGGCACCUGCUAAGGAAGGGGAAGAAACGCACAGGAAGUCAGACCUCCCAUGGCCAGCAAGGAGAGAGGAUUUCAGUGUGAAAGAGCACAGCAAAACUGCCCUUCCCCUGUGUCCGUGGAGAUCUCCAUCCGAAACACGGGAGGAUCUGUGCAGCGCAGGAAGCGUGAGGGAUUCCUGCAGCCCGAGUUCCGCACCUUUGCCGUUGAUCCCCAGAUCACCUCGCUGGAUGUCCUCCAGCACAUCCUCAUCCGCGCCUUCGACCUCAAUGGGAAGAAGAACUUUGGGAUCAGCUAUCUGGGCCAGGAGAAGCAGGGCCAGGAGACGUACCUGUCGCUGCUGUCGGACUGGGACCUGGCCACGGCCUUCGCCAGCGCCUCCAAGCCCUACCUGCAGCUCCUCCUAGACAUCAAGCCUUCGGAAGACAGCCCCCUGCUGGAGGACUGGGACAUCAUCAGCCCCAAAGAUGUGAUCAGCACUGAUCUGCUCCUGGUGGAGAAGCGGUCCCUGGCGGCGGCCGCCCUGCCUUUCACCCAGACCAUCAUCUCCCAGGUGGGCAGGACGCUGUCGAAGGUCCAGCAGGCUCUGAGCUGGUCUUAUGGGGAGGACGUGAAGCCGUUCAAACCGCCGCUGAGUGACUCUGAGUUCCACACCUACCUGAACCAUGAGGGGCAGCUGAAUCGGCCCGAGGAGCUGCGGCUGCGCAUCUACCAUGGCGGCGUGGAGCCCUCGCUGCGCAAAGUGGUGUGGCGCUACCUGCUGAACGUCUACCCGGACGGGCUGACGGGCCAGGAGCGCAUGAACUACAUGAAGCGCAAGACGCGGGAGUACGACCAGCUAAAGGGCCAGUGGGUGGAGCGGGCCAGCCCCGAAGACCUGGACUUCAUCCGCAGCAACGUCCUCAAAGACGUUCUCCGCACGGACCGCACCCACCCCUACUACGCCGGCUCGGAGGACAACCCGCACCUGACUGCCCUUCACGACCUGCUGACCACCUACGCCGUCACCCACCCGCAGAUCUCCUACUGCCAGGGCAUGAGCGACAUCGCCUCGCCCAUCCUGGCCGUCAUGGACAACGAGGCACACGCCUUCAUCUGCUUCUGCGGCAUCAUGAAGCGCCUGGAAGGCAACUUCCAGGUGGACGGCGAGGUGAUGUCCCUCAAGUUCUCUCACCUCAAGCUCCUACUCCAGUACUCGGAUCCUGAGUUCUACGCCUACCUCCUCUCCCGAGGUGCUGACGACUUCUUCUUCUGCUACCGCUGGCUGCUGCUGGAGCUGAAACGGGAGUUUGCCUUUGAGGACGCCUUGCGGAUGCUGGAGAUAACCUGGAGCUCCUUGCCACCAGAUCCUCCAGAGAAGGAGGUGGAGCUGGUGGGGCCACCGGCCAGGCUCAGUGAGAGCGGCCAGCCUGUCCGCCAGCGCCACAUGCUGCGGCCCACCUGUAGCUUCGAAGCGACUGGGGACCAGCCUUGCUUGGAGGAGUCCGGAGCCCGGCUCUCCUUGGAGGAUCCCGGAGAUCGGCCUUGUUUGGAGCAGAAGACCUUAUUGAAGCAAUCCAGCUUUGGAGAAUUCAUGUACUACAGCGCUCGUGAUGACAGCUCCGAGGAAGAGCCUUCGCUGAGAUCCCAGCGCUCUAUGGAGGAAGAGGAGGACUUCUGCAGCGAGCAGGACCCCUUGCUCCAGCUCCCGGCCAUGACCAAGUCUUUCUCCGCCCCGUCUCUCCGGCUCCUGACCCCGCCUACGCCCUCCGGAGACUCCCCCUCCUCCCGCUCCCCCCUCCCCGGCAGCGAGAACAGCGAGAGCCUGCCAGAGGAAAAGGGAGAUUUGGCAGGUGACACGCCAUCCUCCUCACCCAGCAGCCCCCUCCCCGCCGCCCUGUCCCCAGCCACGGUGAGCUUACCUCCACCACAGGAGUUUGGCAAAGGCAACCCCUUUAUGCUCUUCCUCUGCCUGGCCAUCCUUCUGGAGCAUCGGGACCACAUCAUGAAGAACAACAUGGACUACAACGAGCUGGCCAUGCACUUCGACCGCCUGGUGCGCCGGCACAAUCUGGCCAAGGUGCUGCACCGGGCCAAAGCCCUCUUCGCUGACUACCUGCAGUCCGAAGUCUGGGACUCAGAGGAGGGGGACGAGGCAGCCGCAGAGUCCCCAGCUGUCUCGUGACACCCCGCCCCCCCCACUCUCCCACCACUCCCCGUUCUGGUGGCCUCCUUGAGACUCAUCACAGGUCAGCCAGGAGGGACUCCUUGCUCUGGAUCCUCUCUCUUCCCCCUGGAUCUAAUGGUCUCCUUGGAAGAUCCUUUGUGGACCAACCAGGAUCUCUCCCCCCAUGGGAUCCCCUCCCUCCAUGCCCCUGCAGAUCUAAUGAUCUCCCUGGAACAUUCUUCAUGAACCAACCAGGAUCUGCCCUUUCCAUUGGCAUCCUCUCUAAUUUCAACUAUCUCCUUGGAAGAUCCAUCAGAGACCAACUAGAAUAUCUCCCUCCCUGGUAGAUCCCCUUCAAACACCCCCUGGAUUUAAUGUUCUCCUUGGAAGAUCCUUCAUGGACCUAACAGGAUCUGGCCUUCCCAGUGGGUUCCCCUCUGACCAUCCCCUUCUGACUCCAGUGAUCCUUUUGGAAGAUCCAUCCCCUUGGAAGAUCCUUCAGAGACCCAACCAGGAUCGGCCACUUGGACUCCGGUGCCUUUUUCUUUUAUGUGCAUUAGCGGAUCCGGUUUUUAGUUUCUCUGCCUGCUGCGGCUGCAGCCUCUGACAGCGUCGCUGCCCAAAGCUGGGGAGCACUCCCAGCUCCCGGCCCCAGAUAUUCAGAUGCUACGUGGAGUGUUAAGACUCUUGACUGCUGGGAUGUACGUGCACUUUUCUGUUCCACUUUUCACUGGCCCAUAACUUGCCCGGUUCCCUUUUAAACCAAGUUGCCCCAUCGUGGUAUAUUUCCUCCUCCCAUGAAGAGAUCAAGUGGAAUUUAUUCAUCGCUUUGAAGGAAGACCAGACCUCAGCUCCCAUGAUGCAAAAGGGCAGGAAUCCGGGAUGCUAGGGGAUCAAACAACGUGUGAUCUCUACUGGCUUGCCACUUUCGUUCAGUAGCCGUUUUCCUGGGCAAACGGACCCCAGUGGCUCCCCCAAUUUGCUCAGAUGUAAAACUAACCAGAGCUCUUCGAUCAGCCGAAUCUUUCUGUUCCUGGUUUUAACGAGAGAUCAGCUGUUGAUAGAAGCAAGACCUGCCCUCAUGUGGCUUGACUUCUGGGGCAGGAGCCGUAUCAGUGAGGAGAGGGGCGAGGUGGAGGUAUCGCAAACAAAACCAUUUCCGUUGAUCGCACCUCAUCGCGCUGUGUUAGAGUUGGCUCUGGCGUGUGAUCUGCUGAUGGCCUGUCCAGAAGCAGGUUCCGAUCUCGGCUGGGCCAGCAUCAGUCUGGAGCUUCUCUGGACGCUGCCGAGAUCGGAGCCUCGCUCGUUUCUAUGACACAGGCUCGGAAGCGGUGCCUGGCCUGCAUCAGCCGCGCCAAUCUGGGAAUUUCUGCAGACGAAGACAUCUUCCGAACAUCCUCUUUUUCCCUUCGUGUCCACCUGCAGUUGAGCAGGGCUUGAUCAGCUGGGAUCUACCCCUGAUGCCUUUUUGUUUCAGUAGCAUCCGUCUGCAUUGGCCUUAUCUUAGCUCAGAGACCCACCUCCUACAUCAGCAUCUGUGUUGGAUUGCCUGGCUCAAGACAGCUACGGAUAUUUCCCCUCUCCGGAUAUCUGCCCCUCCUAUUGUCCCAGAUCUGGGCUCUUUGUACGAAGUCUGAUAUGAAUCCCUUAAUGCAGCCACGUGGGGUUUAGAGUCUCUAAGGCAGACGAAGCAGAGAGCUGGCUGUGCCAUAGCAGAGAAGGGGAUUUUCUCUAGGUCCUAUUGGAAAAACAAACAACAACAAGGGGAAACGUGCCUGCUCCAGUUCCUGUAAGGGAGCAGCCUGGCCACUAGAGGGCACUGAUAACUCACCAGAAAUCAACCUACCUCUGGGCUUUGCAGAUCUGAGUUCUCUAUCCCAGGGCAGCCCUGGGUUGUGAGGUCCGCCAGGAUCUAAGUAGGGAUGGGGAGAGAAACCGGACGUCCCCGUGGUGUCAGUUCAGGGGGAAUCUUUCUGGUAAUCUGGUGGAUCGCCAGAGAGUUGGUACGUAGCCCUGUUACCGGAGGGACCGGCAGGCAGAGCUCGGAUUGGCAGGCAUCUCGGGGGGGGGGAGUGUAUCCGGCGUGUGGGAAGUCCCGAGGGUUUGACCUGCCCAGAGCCUGCACUGGUGGGGCCCCUGUCGCCCACCCAGAGCUCCUACGCACCUGCCCCCCCCCGCCUCCCCAAACUUGCCAUGUCUGGGGAGAGAAAUUGAUUACGACUUGGUGUUGUAACUGACCAUCGGUGGCAGUAGGUGAUGCUUCUCUCAGCUGACGUGCAGGGGGCUGUCGGCCGUGGGGCGGAGGCAGAGGGGACUGGCCCCUCCCACCAGAUUAGCUUCCCCCUUAAUUACAACUCACAGCUAGUCAACUGUAGCAGCCCUGCCUUGGUCAGUGUCACACCCCUUGCCUGGCCCAGCUGUAACUGACUAGCCACAGGAGCAGUCUUGCGACCCUGGGCUCGCCAGCGUCCCAUUAGGUGCGACUGGCCACGAGCCCGAUCGAGACGUCAGUGGCCCCUGCUAAAGGCCAUUCAAUUCUCGGCCGCUUGUCUCCUUGCGAGCAAGCCUGACUGGCUUGACUCCCUGGCGCUCUCCAUUUAUUGUGCUCGAGGGGAUUUUUCACAUUUGACCCACGUCGGUAUCUUCUCGCCUUUGGCUACCUCCGAAAAGCAGUGGCUUUAAAACACCAUGUUCUUCCUUGUUCCGCGGACCCUUCCCUCGUCCCGGCAGGGAGUUGGACACAGUUACAGGGAAGGGAGCCACUUGGGCUCUACCCUGGAUCGCGCAUAGGCCAAAUCUUAAAAUCAGGUUCCAGAGCUUCCCAGUGGGAGCGAGGGGCAGGGGUGGGCAGUUAUAGGGUUGCUAGGCAGCAGUGAGGCUCUGUGGGAACAGGGGUGCCCAGGGGGUCGCCUCUCAGAUCCAGGGGCAUUUACCUCCCCAUCUGUUGUUGGCUUCAGCGUCUUGCCGACGCCAGGAAGGCGCCUGACUCCAGUGUCCAGCAGAAUGAACGCAGCACAUGCUCCCCCUACAGCCUAUUGCGGGAGAGUGUGAUGGGCUGACCCCAGUGGGUGGUGUGCUCCUUGAUAGCCCAUGGGGGGCGAUAGCGAUCACUCUCCUCCACCCUUCCCGUGCCCCCCGGGCAGCCCCACAAUAGCUUAGCCCCGAACAAACACACACCAAGCCCUGCCCUGCUACUUUGGGGCUAGAUCAAACCUGCUCCAGCGGGAUGCUUCCUCCGGAGCUCCCAGCGUGAGGAAACAAGGAAGCCGCCGGUGUGUCUCUGACAACUCUGGUGAUUUGUGCCGCUUCCUUUGAACAGGCAGGGGGUUCUUGGAUUUCACCGCUGGAGGAGGGUCAAACUCAAAUCUCGUGGACACUUGUGACUUAAAACACCUCCAUCCUCAUUGCCAAGGUUAGGAUCUUCUGAUUGCGGCCAAGAAACGGGGAGUCUCUUUUCCAAACCUGGCCAGAAACCAGGCCCUCGAACGAAUCCUCGGUAUCUGUUCCCGAGCAAGACUUGGCAGGAUUGCUCGUCCCUUUCCAUUUUGUCUUUCCCUACCCUCUCCUUGCUCUGGUUUUAAAAGAGGCAAAUGCUCCAGUAGGGGCUCCAAAGUUACUAUCUGCCUUGUCCAUGAACCUGCUUGUGGUACUACCCAAUAUGAAAGGGUGCAGGGAGGAAAAAUGUUUUCCUGUGUCAGUUAGAAAGUGCUCAAAGACCAGCUCCCCAAGUGGGAAAGUCAACAGUGUGAUGCUGAUUUCCACCAGCUGAGCAUCCGGGGCCUAUUCUUGCGUCUAGUCCAUUGCAUUUUUGCAUCUAAUCAGUUCCAGCCGCAGACCAAAAUAUAGUUAGGCCGGGCAAGACGUUCCACCCCGUGCCUCAGGGCUCAGAUUGCUCUAGGCUGGGCUUUCAGAUCCAGCGUUUAUUUGCUGCACGAGGAGCUAGCUUUGGGGUGUGGUGGGUUUUUUGUAAACAGAGGGAAAUUGGGGGUGUGAAACUGCAAAGAAUUGUCAUUGUGACUGAUGCUGAGGUCCGGAAAAGAGGAAACUGCUUUGGCAUUGAAUGGAAACUGACCCGAUUCUGAUUUGCCUCUAAUCUAAAGGGAUUAAUCUCAGCUACGCCCAGAGGGGGUGCAUGCUCUUGGGGGAAGAUUUGUGCCAAAGAGGUCAGGAGGGGCAGGUUGCUACCAUCUCAGGCCCAGGCCCUGGAAGGUAUUCAGGUGCUUAGUGCAAUACCAAAAUCAGAGCCAGCGUCUCUGAAGGUCUCCAAGUCUAAAUAAGAGCUAGAUUUUCCCCAGAGCUCAGCACCCGACGUGCUCAGCUCUUGGGAGAAAUUGCAUCUCUUUUAAGUUUGCCUUUGAUGCAUCAAAAAAAAAAAAAGUCUUUAAAGCUCCAAUUUGCUCCAUGGAAGUUGGUUGUCUUUGAGUUUCCGCCAACAGACGAGGCUCCAGGGGCAGGCUGGGUGCUCUGUUCCAUUCCACUCGCAAUCCAUUCUCUGCUUCCCUGGAUUUAAAUGACACAAAGGACUGGCGGGUGGGAGUUUUCGAAUCUGGCUCCAGCCGCGCUUUGCCUGAAAGCUGGUUCUUUUAGGUCCCCAGGGCUGCUUUUCAAUCUAGAUCAACUGGGCUUGGGUGAAAGCUACGAAGCCGUUUCUGGCACAGUCAGCUGGGUGUCUUGGGAGCAAUGGGGGACGGUUUUCCAAGUUACUGAAACACCCUGACACCCACUCCUGUCUCCCCCAAAUCCAUUGGGUUGUAACUGGUGAUGGCUUUAUAUUCUCUGGCACCUGGGACAGGUUUAUCCUGAGAUGUUUCCCGAACCCAGGCUGAGAUCGUCUGUUGGUUUGUGGGUCUCCAGAUGCCAACUUUCCCCCCAGAUCUUGUUCCUUCUCACACACUGGAUUCAUCUUUCCUAAGAGCCUGGUUUGUCUCCUUUGGAAACUUUGCCAAAUUCAUCUUUGAGAGAAAUGGAGGUUGGGUUGGGUUGGAAAACACCCUGUUUCGUAGGAAACACAGCUGCUGUAGAGUCUUUGCUCCACCAAAGUCAAUAGAAUGAGGACAGUUUGCGCUCUGACUGUCAGGCCCGAUCUGGUUUUCUGCUCCCCUCGCUAAGGUUGUUGACACUUGAGAUCGUUAAACCUGAAGGAAUUUUGAAUUGAUCCAGUUUCCAGGAGGUGCUAUUUCUGUUUGGGUCCACAGCUCCUGGGUAAUUUCACUCCUUUGCCUAGUCAGUUUCAGCUGCUGAACUGGCAAACUCCUGGGCAACAAUCCCAAUUUUAAAAAUCAAUCCAAGGAACUGCUGAUUUUUUUUCUUUCAAAAUCUUUGGGGAUCUCAAUAUUUAAAAUCUGAGACAUCCUAGCGCCCUGGGCGCUGGGAAAUCAGAUCUCCGGGUAUUUUGCCGUGGGGGCUAACUUAGCAGUUGGAAAUCUCAGCUGUCAUUGACUGCAGGAGAAUGUGAGCCCUCAGAGCCCCCCCUCCCCUUAGCGAUCUGACUGAUUUUUGAACUGGAUCAACCCCAAAUUCUUUAGUGACGUUGCCAAAAAUUCCAGCGGCGUUUGCUGCUCGAUCGCCCCGCUGUGCUGGGAUACUGUUAUUGUAGGGCCUACUGUGUUUUCCGCUUCCCGGCUUUGUGAUGGGGGCCCUGUCCAAACUCCUGCUCUGCUGCUGAAAUCCAGGUGCCCGUUUGAUCUCUGUAGAUGAGCCGCAGAAGCCAAUGGUGCUGAGUUGUGAAUAUUUUGUUUGGUGUUCAGCCUUUCCUUAUUUCGUGCUGCUCUAUUUAUUUUGCCAACCUUCUGGGCUGUGAAGUUUGUUUACCCGGCCAGGCUGUUUAAACAGGACAAAGGUUCUGAAACAAAGGUGGAACUCCCACUGGGUGGUGCUGAAAUCAGCCACCUGGAGUCUUCUCACAGGCUUUGCUUCUUUCAGGCCUGGUGCUCUCUCAAGAUCCGGGACCCUUUGAAAAAGAAACGCGGCCCUCGCACCAGGAAUUGACCGAGCAACUUCUGGCUAUGGACUCUCUAAAAACUGCAGUGGAUUCUGGGAGGGAGGCUGGGGGAGCAGCCAGAGGAGUGGAUGCAGCCAGUUAACCCUGCCUUGCGUGGCUCGAGGCAUCACUUUCAAGGGGGAUUGGGUGCUGCCCCCGCCAACGGUGGCGAUUUUGGAUUCCUCUGGGAGAAAGACCGAAGAGUUGGAUUCUGCCACUGUUAACGGCCAAGCGCCUGGAGUUCUUCCCCCUUCAGGCUGCCAGCGAUUCGAUCUAUUUCUGCCUCCCAAGCAGCUGAGUUCUCUAACCGACCAAAGGAACCCAAGGAACCAAAUCUAGCUAAAGCCGCGGCGGAGGGCAGCCGGCCGGGGCGUUGGUGUGGUGACAAGGGGACCUGGCCUGGAUCAGGCUAGGUUUAUGGCCUCUGGGUCAGCACAGCUGUUCCAUCCCCUGUAUAUAUCCUCUGUACAGUUGGAGACCCCAGUAUGUUCCUAAACCCCCACGCCCAAAGCUGGGCUUGGCGAAGGGGGUCCCGCUCGGGCAUUGGAGUGAAUGUGCUACAGGAAUGAAAGUGGAAAUAAAUGGAGGAAAAAGUGGA